Molecule: messenger RNA, 564 nt
Organism: Cryptomeria japonica (Japanese cedar)
Lineage: Eukaryota; Viridiplantae; Streptophyta; Pinopsida; Cupressales; Cupressaceae
Exons: 2
Coding region: 1-564 (187 amino acids)
Molecular function (GO): RNA-DNA hybrid ribonuclease activity; nucleic acid binding
Source: RefSeq, a predicted model, not a curated record
AUGACAUCAGUUUCCUUAUGCGGGAAAAUUGAAAAGAGUCUUAUAGAACUAAUGAAUGAAGCUUCUAAGUAUAAAACUCUGAAACAAAAUAUGUUCACAGACUGGGAUUCAAAAUUAAGAAUUUCUCUACCAGGCCUUGUAAUUUCGGCUCUUUUUGGAAAUGGGAAUCAACAGGUAGCUAGUAAUCCGAGGCUAUAUGUUGAGUGGGAACCUCCUGAGGCUGGGUGGCUCAAAUUUAACUUUGAUGGUGCGUCUUCUGGAAAUCCAGGCCGGAGUGGUAUCAGUUGUAUAGUGAGAGAUGCCCAGGGAAUAUGCAUCAACGAAAUCGCAAAAGACAUAGGCGUGGCAACAAACAAUGAAACAGAAUUCAGAGCAGCGUUGCGCAACCUGCAAUUGGGGGUGGAAUUAGGUAUUCAAAGAAUACAUCUGGAAGGCGACUCUUUGAAUGUCGUUAAUGCUAUUCGUCAGAAAUCGACACCAAGUUGGCACCUCAAUCAGUGGCUACGACCGAUCUUGGCACCACUGGAGAAAGUGGAGGAGUUCCGUAUUGGCCACUGUGAUUAA